Messenger RNA from Apis mellifera (honey bee), 1548 nucleotides. RefSeq names its product carcinoembryonic antigen-related cell adhesion molecule 1-like. The transcript has 4 exons. The record is from RefSeq and is a predicted model, not a curated record. Gene Ontology annotation, cellular component: neuron projection membrane. Lineage: Eukaryota; Metazoa; Arthropoda; Insecta; Hymenoptera; Apidae. Gene Ontology annotation, biological process: synapse organization. The coding region runs from base 21 to 632 and encodes 203 amino acids.
CACGUUUUUCUACUUUACAGAUGACGUUGCAGGUUUCCUGGGUCCGGCACAGGGACGUCCAUCUGCUCACCAUCGGCCGUUACACGUACACGAACGACCAACGAUUCAGGCCGAUCCACAACGCGCAGACGGACGACUGGACACUGGAAAUCAAAUAUCCGCAACUUCGGGACAGCGGUUAUUACGAGUGUCAAGUAUCCACGACGCCGCACAUGAGUCAUAUCGUAUAUCUGGAUGUGAUCGAACCAAAAACCGAAAUUUUGGGCGCACCAGAUUUAUACAUCAAUCGAGGCAGCACGAUCAAUUUGACUUGUGUGGUUCUCUUAAGUCCAGAACCUCCAGCCUUUAUAUUUUGGAAUCAUAACGAUGCCAUAAUCACCUACGACCCGACCAGAGGCGGUGUAUCCGUGGUCACGGAGAAAGGAGACAUCACCAGGAGUUUCCUGCUCGUGCAGGAGGCGAAACCAUCGGAUUCUGGCCGAUACACUUGUAAUCCAAGCAACGCUCAACCAAAAUCAAUCACCGUUCACGUAUUGAAUGGAGAGUAUCCCGCGGCAAUGCAGCAUGGCGGUCAAGCCAAGCAACCAAGGCUCUACUCCCUCCUCCUCUGCCUGUGUCUGCUACUUUACUAACUAACGUUCCGUGAAAACGCCGCUCUUCCUUCCCCCUUCGUGCUGAGAAACGGUGAACGAGAAGAGAACUUUCACCGGUUUCAAAUCUUUUCGGGGAAUACGCCUUCGACGUAGACGUGUAUACGUGCAAUCGUAUGGUGGUGCAGUGACUCGUAGCGAACACGCAAAAGACCACAAAGAUGCCGGUACAUCGAUAAUAAUAGCGUGGACAAAUAAAAAAAAAAAAAAUAGUGUAUGCGUCGAUCGAAAUUUAACUCGAAACGAACUAAUCGAAAAUCACAUCGUGUAACGUAACCUGUGAAAAUGUUACACGAUUAUGUAAGAAAAUGUCGCGAACGCGUGAAAAGAACUGCGACGAGGAGACACGUUUCGAUAUAAUGUAAAAAAAAAAAAGCAAAGUGACUGAUAGUAAUCACGAAUGAAUAUAAUCGCGAGAAUAACAGCGAAUAGAGAAACGAUCGAGCUCGAUGCGGUUGCGGGAAAUCGAGAGGAGAAAGGAGAAUGGAAGAGAGAAGAACGGAGAAGGGAAGAAGCAUCGGGACAAAGGCCAAGAUCAGAGUACAAAGGAUCGCCUUUCCUCCGCAAUUAUUCACCCACAGGCUGACAGGAUGUGUACGAAAGAAGUAAGGCGGCAAAAACGAGCGAGAAAGAGAAAAUGAGGAUCGAUAGGGUAAAAAUUUUAUCGUGUAUUAUCGUCGAUUCAUUCUCGUUGGCCAAUUGGCGAUUGUUGAAAGACUCGAUGAUGGAUAAAGGAACGAGCGUUCGAUACGCAGCAGCGAAAUCAGGCCACCAUUCGGCCGAAUUCGCGGACCACACUCUUACUUCCGGAACUCUGAUCCUCGUCACAUCGACGCACGCACUUUUCGAUGGAGUUCCAUGACAUAUCUCUCGAAUAAUGAAAAAAAUUAGAGAAAAA